CUAACGAGUUUUGAAAUGUUUGCAACAAAACAGCAUUUGGACAAUGAAAUCAACAGAAUCAAGAAAGAGAAUGACAGGAUGCAGACUGAACUCAGGCAUCUGAGUGGAGAGGACAUCACAACUUUGAACUACAAAGAGCUUAUGGUUUUAGAGGAAGCUCUUGAAAAUGGGAUUUCAAGUCUCAAAGCCAAACAGAUGGAGUUUGUUCCGAUGAUGAGGAAACAUAAUGAAAUGCUGGAGGACGAGAACCAGGGGCUCCAGUUCAAGCUGCGGCAAAUGCAUUUGGAUCCGAUGGAUGAUCAUCAACAGGGAGUUGGAGACUUCGAAUACCAAAUGCCUUUCGCCUUCCGCGUGCAGCCAAUGCAGCCUAAUUUACAGGAUCGUUUCUAGUCGUGCUGUCUGCUGCUCCACAAAUUAUAAACCUUUGUGGCUUAAUUUGGUUUCUUCCAAGAAAACCUUAGUUAAUGUUUGUAAGCUUAAUUAGGUUGUCUGAAACUGUUUCACUUAUGUUUGCCUUUGUCCUAAGGUUUUUAGCCUGUCUUAUGAAAUGGUAUGUUAACAUUUUACA
Olea europaea var. sylvestris is the source of this 568-nucleotide messenger RNA. Its product is annotated as floral homeotic protein GLOBOSA-like. The transcript is spliced from 5 exons. Bases 16 to 390 code for a protein of 124 amino acids. The record is from RefSeq and is a predicted model, not a curated record. Gene Ontology annotation, cellular component: nucleus. Gene Ontology annotation, molecular function: DNA-binding transcription factor activity. Lineage: Eukaryota; Viridiplantae; Streptophyta; Magnoliopsida; Lamiales; Oleaceae. Gene Ontology annotation, biological process: regulation of DNA-templated transcription.